AUGAUUGGAAUUAAGCUUUCAAGACUGAGGUUAUUUUCUAAUUCCCUAUAUUCCUCUUCAAAAUCGUCAUCGGCUUUAUACAAUUCAUUAAUGAAGCCUACAGGAAUUGCUUAUAAAAACUAUGUCAGACCAUCUUAUGGUUCUGUGAAUGGUUUCUAUAACAAAACAAAACUUCGUUGUGCUGCAAAGUUUAUGAAUAUUUGUAGUAAAGUUGCGGUCUGUUAUCACAAAUCCAAUCCCAUGUCUGCUUUAUUCUCGACUUCAUCAAAUUUGCCUUUCCGGAGUGUGUUUCCUUUUGUUUUGAUAAGCCCAGUGUUGAUACAUCAAUCGCAGUCAUUGUCUUUCAGUAGCAAGGUAGAUAAGGUUUCAGCUGCUUCUGGUGGAGCGGAAGUAGAUGUUAGUAAAAGUGAUGGUAUUGGUAGUGGUUGGGGUGAUAAAGUCAAAGAUGCUUGGCAUAGUGCUGCGGAUACAAUAGGUUAUACCGGGCAGAAGGCUAAAGAAGUCUCCAAUGAAUUGAAGCCUCAUGUUAAUCAGUUGCUUGAUACUCAUCCGUAUCUUAAGGAUGUGGUUCUUCCUGUUGGGCUUUUGAGAAGAUUUCAUGAGUAUGCGAUACAAACUUCAAUCCUGCCAUCUGGAAGAAUGCUUGGGGAUCAAGUGCCAUAUGAUAAAAGCUUGUGGGGAGCUUUGGAGGAUCCAGUGAGAUAUGUAAUUACCUUCAUGGCAAUCUCUCAAAUGUCAGUGGUUCUGGAUUUCUAUGUUCAACUCUUUGCAUGGAGGGGUGCAGCUGUCCUUUCAUUUGUCUGGUUUUUGCAUCGUUGGAAAACUAACGUACUUGGUUGUGCACUGGCUGCUAAGACUUUAGCAGCGCUUGAUAGGGAGAAGUUGUUAACUAUAGACAGGUUUUCAUCCGUCGGUCUAUUUGUUAUUGGGAUUAUGGCUUUAGCAGAGGCAUCUGGCGUAGCUGUGCAAUCUAUUCUGACAGUUGGUGGCGUAGGAGGAAAUGCUAAUUUUAUGUGCUUUAUUGCCAAAAUAGAAAGGCGCCAAAUUGCUGUUUCUUGA
Messenger RNA from Gossypium arboreum, 1059 nucleotides. Its product is annotated as mechanosensitive ion channel protein 1, mitochondrial-like. The transcript is spliced from 4 exons. The record is from RefSeq and is a predicted model, not a curated record. NCBI's taxonomy places the organism in Eukaryota, Viridiplantae, Streptophyta, Magnoliopsida, Malvales, Malvaceae. Bases 1 to 1059 code for a protein of 352 amino acids.